Trichobilharzia szidati is the source of this 847-nucleotide messenger RNA. The record is from the annotation of a GenBank genome assembly. NCBI's taxonomy places the organism in Eukaryota, Metazoa, Platyhelminthes, Trematoda, Strigeidida, Schistosomatidae.
AUGCAUGCUAAAAAUGUAGACAGGUUUAAAUAUAUUAAACCCGGAAGUAGUUUACACACUCCAAAGCUUGAGACUCUAGGGGGUAUUAAUGUUAAUAGUAAGUUUUUAGUCAAGAAAAUGAACCAGCAAUCUUCCAGUUACUCAUCAAGAUUUCACUACAAGAAAAUUGUGCGGAAAGCUGUGCGAAGUCUGAAGUUCCGACGUCGACCAGUAUGUCAAAUAUACUGCAGAACUGGGAAAUGCCCUUCAGUAACAUGUUCCUUCACUCAUGAUGAAAACUACCUGCGUAUAUGCCCAAAGUUUCUACUACGAAUUUGUCCUUUGGGAAAGGAUGCAUGUCCACUUGCUCAUGUUUUAGAUCCAUGUAGACUACCACAAUGCAGUUUUUAUGAAAGUGGAAACUGUGAUCGUGAUCAGUGUCCCUACCUACAUGUCAAUUAUCCUCCCGAUACUGUCAUUUGUUCAGAUUUCACCACGGGACGUUGUUCGCGUGGUCGCUUGUGUACUAAACGUCAUGUAUGGUUACGCAAGUCAGUGACAAAUAAAUCUAGUCGUCAGAAAGUAUUCAACGUAAAAAUUACUACGAAAAGCAAUAAUGCUAAUGAUGAAGCUAGUGUGUGCACGAAACCCAAGGAUGGUAACCACCAUACUGAUAACCAUUCAACGCUGACCACAGCUCCAACUGGUUCAUUGCGUAAUGUGUUCCCUGCUCCAGAGUUUAUACCUCUUUUAUCUGAAAGUGAUUACCUCAACGCCGCUACAGAUACAUCUUGUGUAUGACAUGUGCUAACUAACACCAAGGAUAAUUCAGUUGUAUUAUUUUGGGGAGUGAGUUUUAUAACACUGG